AUGCUCCAGCAAGAAGAUAUUAGAAACAUAAGCAUAGACCCGCGGGAGCAAUGUGGCCCCGCUAAUGCUCCUAGCGAAGUGGAUCUCCGCUACUUCGAUCUAUCAGCUCUGCCUUUAGUUGGCAUCCUCAGCCGGAAGGAGAAUACGAUGGUCUUACUCGUGAAUAAGGAAGGCAAAGAGCUCGUUGUAAAACUCCACCACUCCGUACCCGGCAGUCCAGUACCCACCGAAGCUUCGAUCACACAAUUCAUACGCCAACCCAGAGACGACUUUGCCAGAGAGAUUGCCGUUUUAUCACACCUCCAAUGCAACACCUCCAGUAACGUCGUCAAAUUACUUGGCUGGGGGGUGGCUCAGACAUACAAAGGAAUCGUCCUAGAAGCCAUUCGAGGCCCCAGCCUUCAAAACGUAUUACUAAAACCUAAUGCUGAAUUCAACCCACCACCGUUUCUGCAACUCCUGUAUAGACUCAAUUGGACCUCACAGUUGAGCAGAAUAGUAUCGGAGUUGCACGAGAUGAAUAUUUUCCAUGGUGAGAUACUUGCUGAGAAUUUCGGAUUUCGUCUAGCCCCGUCAAACUCUGUAUUUGGUCGACUGACGGUCUUUGAUUUUGACGAGGCAUCUCAAAUGGUCCGGCAUAGUCCUGAGCUGCAAAAAUCUGCUACGAGAUUUUAUGACCAUUUCCGGGAGUUUGCUCAAGAGACUGGUUCACCCUGUCUGCCCACGGAUCGGACGCAAUCGACCACGGACUUGAUGACCUACGCUCUAAGGUAUACAGACGCGGUAAUUCUAAUGGACAGAAAUGGUCGUACAUCGCCAGCUUACGCUGCGUCCCGGGGAGGAGGGCCAUCAAGGUCGCCACGUGAAUCUGGGAAUAAUUGCUCUGCAAUUGGUGGUUCCGGUGUUGGCGGUUCGCGAAAUAAUUCUCCACAUAGUUCCGUCGCUGGCAGUUCUCCAGGUGGUUCUCCAGGCGGCAAUUGUCCAGGCGGUUACGCAGGUGCUUGGGAUGUGGAUGUGUUUUGCGAUCACCGACCGAACCGGCCGCCACCGAUUGCUGCGGCGUCCACCAGUAACCCGGGUCCACCGUGCAAGUUGGUACAGGCACCAGGACGAUCGCAGGACCCGACGCAGCAGUUACGUUGCGCGGAGCAUGGACGCGCGGCAGGACAGUGUGUGUGUCCGUCCUGUGAGUGCAAAGAAGGCCGUGCGGAAGUGUCUGACUUGGCGUUGUUGGCGGUGGCUUGUUUGGGUAUGUGGGACAGUGGGAAGAGUACGCUGACGGAAUGUCCGGGUUGUCGCAGACGACGGCCGCUUUCGACCAAAAAGUUGCAGGAGUGGAUUGACGCUGUUGGCGCUUAUCUGGACAGCCUUAUCCUGCUACGUUCUGGCGGCACGGUCUUCAAUGUGAAUGAUGUGAUCGCAACGGAACUCUACUCCCAGCCGCAUAUGUUCAAAGCCGUCGUCUCCUUCAGCGACCACACCGACUGGGGUAGCAACGGUGGUAGCUACGCUGCUACCUCAAGCAACGGAACCGACGAGCACCGAGACAUGAGCUCCGGCUCCUCCGAGUUUUCUCGCGGACGCGCGGGCCGACCAAAGAUGGUCGCUACGAGUCGAAGCGCCACCAGUCGAGGUACCGUCACCAGUCGAGGUACCGCCGCCACUCGUGGUACCGCCAGUCGAGGUGCUACCAGUCGGGGUACUGCCGGCUACAGUUCUCGGACUGCAGGCUCAGAGUCCGCUUCCCGAUCGGGCACAACCGGCGAGGUUCCCUCGCUGGCUUCGCUAUUGCGGCUCCGGCAGGGGUGGGGAAGUUUGGGCGCGAGAAUUGCCGACCAACUUUACUCGCUGAUGCACCGCGCUCUCAGUCAAGACAUAAUGUCGCGACCUACCGCGCGCGAAGUCGAUGACGCACUCGGACGCAUCUUCAACGCUCUACUACGCUUCACAGCACGCUUCGCCGUCGUCCCAAAACUCUCUGCGCACAAACUUAACGACCACUCCACCACCGACCACUCGCUCCGCCGCCUCCUCCAAAAAUCCAUCUACACUGCCGCCACUUGCAAAACACCAAGCACCUCCUGCGGCUCUGAACACCACUAG
Gregarina niphandrodes is the source of this 2103-nucleotide messenger RNA. RefSeq names its product protein tyrosine kinase. Lineage: Eukaryota; Apicomplexa; Conoidasida; Eugregarinorida; Gregarinidae. Gene Ontology annotation, biological process: protein phosphorylation. Bases 1 to 2103 code for a protein of 700 amino acids. The transcript has 2 exons. The record is from RefSeq and is a predicted model, not a curated record. Gene Ontology annotation, molecular function: ATP binding; protein kinase activity.